Penicillium macrosclerotiorum is the source of this 1191-nucleotide messenger RNA. Its product is annotated as protein phosphatase regulator SHP1. Lineage: Eukaryota; Fungi; Ascomycota; Eurotiomycetes; Eurotiales; Aspergillaceae. The record is from RefSeq and is a predicted model, not a curated record. The coding region runs from base 1 to 1191 and encodes 396 amino acids. The transcript is spliced from 3 exons. Gene Ontology annotation, biological process: proteasome-mediated ubiquitin-dependent protein catabolic process; membrane fusion; nuclear membrane reassembly. Gene Ontology annotation, molecular function: ubiquitin binding. Gene Ontology annotation, cellular component: nucleus; cytosol.
AUGGACAACAACCCCGCAGACCACGAUGAGGUCGUCUCUCAGUUCUGUAACAUGACAGGCACUCGGCCAGCAGAGGCUCAGGAGUACCUCGCUGCCAACGGAUGGGAUAUGGAAGCGGCCGUGACGGAAUUCUUUGCGGAGCAGGACGAAGCGCUACAGGACAUGAAUACCGGUGAAGGUCAACGGCUCGGCGCAGAAGAAUCCACUGGAGCAACUGGAGGAGGCCGAAGUCUUGGUGAAAGUGAUGCCGGAGUCUCAUCUUCCGCCGGACCCCAGUCUUCGUCGAGUCGUCGCGCAGCCCCGAAAAAGAAGUUUGCGACUCUGGGCGACUUCGCUUCAGGGAGUGGUGGCGAUUCGUCAUCUGAUGAUGGAGAUAUGGACCAGGAUUUCUUUGCUGGUGGUGAGAAGUCUGGAUUGGCUGUGCAGAAUCCCGACGAUCUUAAGAGGAAGAUUCUAGAAAAGGCUCGGAGGGCCCAGCCACCCCCCUCAGAUGAGCCUCAGUCACGACAGUCCCAUUUUACGGGCACCGCCCGCACCCUUGGUGGUGAUGAUGCCCCGAGUCGCGUGAUUGAGGACCCCUCCGGCCCCACGGAGGAACGUCCUCAGCGCGUCCACCGAACCCUCCACUUCUGGGCCGAUGGAUUUUCGGUUGAUGAUGGGGAGCUGUAUCGCUCAGACGACCCACGCAAUGCCGAGAUCCUGGAUGGUAUCCGUCAGGGUCGCGCUCCUCUUACAAUCAUGAAUGUUCAAGCUGGCCAAGAAGUCGACGUAGAGCUGAAGCAGCACGAUGAGAAAUACGUGAAGCCCAAGCCUAAAUAUAAGCCAUUUUCGGGCGCGGGCCAGCGCCUUGGCAGUCCGACUCCUGGUGUUCAGAGCCAGCCUUCCACACCCCCGGCAACCUCCACUCCAACGAGUUCUGGACCGGCCAAGCCUGAAGUGGAUGAGUCGCAGCCAACUGUCACUCUCCAAAUCCGUCUCGGAGACGGUACUCGCUUGACAUCUCGUUUCAACACAACUGCUACUAUUGGCGACGUCUAUGCCUUUGUCGCAGCCUCGACCCCAGAUGGCCGAAACCGGGCGUGGGUGUUGAUGACGACGUUCCCCAGCAAGGAGCUUAACGACUGGGAGAUCACCCUCGGCGACCUGCCUGAGUUUAAUCGUGGCGGUGUGGUCAUUCAGAAAUGGAAAUAG